This is a messenger RNA of Nematolebias whitei (Rio pearlfish), 1545 nucleotides long. RefSeq names its product zinc-binding protein A33. NCBI's taxonomy places the organism in Eukaryota, Metazoa, Chordata, Actinopteri, Cyprinodontiformes, Rivulidae. The coding region runs from base 1 to 1422 and encodes 473 amino acids. The transcript is spliced from 2 exons. The record is from RefSeq and is a predicted model, not a curated record. Gene Ontology annotation, molecular function: protein binding; zinc ion binding.
AUGGCUGAAAGAGAAGUUCUUCAGAGUUACCUGAGCUGCCAUGUUUGUUCAGAGACCUUCAAAGAUCCUGUGUCUCUGAGCUGCAGCCACAGCUUCUGUUCAAGCUGCCUGCAGAAGUUCUGGGAACAAACUCAGAACAAGAACUGUCCCAUCUGUAAAAGAAGAUCUUCUAAGGAUCUUGUAGUGAAUUUUACUUUAAAAGAACUUGCUGAUUGUUUUGCUGGACGACAGAAAUCUGGAUCAUCUGAGGCAGAAAAAGGAGAGAAGAAGGUGGAGGUGGUGUGCAGCAAACACCAAGAAGAUCCUGAACUGUUCUGUUUUGACGAGCAGAGAGCCGUGUGUCCUGUCUGUGAGUUUUCUCUCCACCAGAACCACAAAGUGGUUCCUGUACAACAAGCAGUCAAUGAGCUGAAGGAGCAGCUGAGAUCUGACUUAAAGUCUCUGCAGGACAAGAGGAACAAACACCGACAUGUGGAGAAAACAUACAAUGAUGUGAUCCAACUCUCCAAGAAGCAGCUGCUGUCCACAGAGACACAGAUCAGAGCAGAGUUCAACAAGCUCCACCAGCUCCUGAGAGAGGAAGAGGAGUCCAGACUGGCAGCUCUGAGGGAGGAAGAGGAGCAGACGAGGAAGACUAUGAGCAGAGAGAUGAAGAGGAUUCAGGAGCACAUCUCCUCUCUGUCAGACAGUAUCUCUGCUGUUGAAGAAGACCUGCAGAAAGACAACGUGUCCUUCCUCAGCACUUAUAAAGACACUCAGACCAGAGCCAGAACCCAGAGCUCACUGUCAGAUCCACAGCUGGUCUCAGGACUCCUGAUAGAUGUGGCCCAACACCUGGGCAACCUGUCCUUCAGAGUCUGGGACAAGAUGAAGGACAAGGUCCACUUCAGUCCUGUCAUUCUGGACCCAAACACUGCGAGUGGCUGGUUCUACCUGUCUGAUGAUCUGACCAGUGUGAGAUGUGGAGACACAAAGCAGCAGCUUCCUGAUAAUCCAGAGAGAAACACUAAUUACACCAGUGUUUUUGGUUCUGAGAGUUUCAGUUCAGGGAAACACAGCUGGGAGGUGGAGGUGGGAGAUCAUCCUUACUGGAAUGUUGGUUUAGUUAAAGAGUCAGUCGACAGGAAGGGAAAGAGAUUUGAUUCACCAGAAUAUGGACUCUGGUGUUUAUUGUAUAAAGAUGGAAAAUACAAUAAUGGUGUUUGUAAAACUCUCGGAGUGAAGAAGAGUCUCCAGAGGAUCAGGGUCCAGCUGGACUAUGACAGGGGGGAGGUGUCCUUCCACGACUCUGAAGACAUGAGUCACAUCUUCACUUACAAAGACACUUUCACUGAGAAACUCUUCCCUUAUUUCUGUGUUUGUCCAGCUGGAGACGCCAAAACAUCUGAAGUUAAAAUCUGUCAAACUAAAGUUUCUGUUUAAAGUUCAUGUUUGUUUUUGUUUCUCAGUUAUUGGAGAAUAAUCACACAAUAAGUUCAACAUCAUAUUUUAUAAGAACAUAAAUACUCAAAACAAAUAAAAAAUACACUUUGGUGUUAAUUAAAA